This is a messenger RNA of Galeopterus variegatus (Sunda flying lemur), 975 nucleotides long. RefSeq names its product zinc finger protein 48 (gene ZNF48). Gene Ontology annotation, biological process: regulation of transcription by RNA polymerase II. Gene Ontology annotation, cellular component: nucleus. The coding region runs from base 1 to 975 and encodes 324 amino acids. The record is from RefSeq and is a predicted model, not a curated record. The transcript is spliced from 2 exons. Lineage: Eukaryota; Metazoa; Chordata; Mammalia; Dermoptera; Cynocephalidae. Gene Ontology annotation, molecular function: RNA polymerase II cis-regulatory region sequence-specific DNA binding; DNA-binding transcription activator activity, RNA polymerase II-specific.
AUGGAGCGCGCCGUGGAGCCCUGGGGCCCAGAUCUCCAAGGCUCGGAGGAGAGGGAGCCGCUGAGAGGUGCCCGCACAGGUCUAGGGAGUGAGAAUGUGGAGAUUUCUCAACCCGAUGAGUUUGAACAUACCCCACAGGAAGAUGACUUGGGGUUCAAAGAAGGGGAAGAUUUGGCCCCAGGUCAUGAAGUAGGAAAUGCCUCUCUCAAACCCGAAGGCAUUCAGACCUGGGAUGACUUAUGGGUCCAGAGAGAAGGGCUAGGCAAGCCUCAGCCUCGGGACAGAGGCCCCCAGCUCCUGGGAGAACCACGCUGGGGCCAGGCUAGUAGCGAUCGGGCUGCUGUGUGUGGUGAGUGUGGCAAGAGCUUCCGACAGAUGUCAGAUCUGGUGAAACACCAGCGGACCCACACAGGGGAGAAACCCUACAAGUGCGGGGUCUGUGGCAAGGGCUUUGGGGACAGCUCUGCCCGUAUCAAACACCAGCGAACUCAUAGUGGUGAGAAGCCCUACAGAGCCCGGCCAGCAGCCCAGGGGCCCCCAAAGAUUCCUCGUCCCCGGAUCCCUGCUGGUGAGCGCCCCACUAUUUGUGGCGAAUGUGGCAAGAGCUUCCGGCAAAGUUCUGACCUGGUGAAACACCAACGGACACACACGGGUGAGAAGCCCUACAAGUGUGGCAUCUGUGGCAAGGGCUUUGGUGACAGUUCUGCCCGCAUAAAGCACCAGCGGACACACCGCGGGGAGCAGCCCCCCCGGCCAGUGGUGCCCCGACGGCAGCCAUCACGAGCAGCAACUGCAGCCUCACAGGGACCCAAGGCCCAAGACAAGCCAUAUAUCUGCACUGAUUGUGGCAAAAGGUUUGUGCUCAGCUGCAGCCUGCUGAGCCACCAGCGCAGUCAUCUGGGGCCCAAGCCUUUUGGCUGCGACGACAGCCACAUUUCCAUGUGUCUCCUUACCAAUAAACUGCUUUUUGUCUGA